Paramecium octaurelia is the source of this 1302-nucleotide messenger RNA. Lineage: Eukaryota; Ciliophora; Oligohymenophorea; Peniculida; Parameciidae. The record is from the annotation of a GenBank genome assembly.
AUGAAAAUGGUCGAAAUAUAAAACUGCUUCCUUUCUGAAAACAAUUACAAAAUGGCCAAUCUUUUAAAAAAUAAAAUCUUAGAGAAUGAUAGGUAACGAAAAUGUAAUAAAAUAAGAGAAACAAUCCAUUUGACGGUUUAGACUGUCUGUGAAAUUUUAACUAACACAAUCUCAUAACCCAUGCAAAAAGUCUUGUCAAUAAGAGUAAAAAAACCAGAGUAUUCAGUUAGUCAAAGAAAUGAUGGAUUACCACAUUUAGAUAGUAAUUACUAAGGUCUCUAUUCACAUCAUUCCAAUCUUCCAAUAAAUAUUAUAACAAUAUUUUGAAAAGGGAAUUAAUGCAAAACAAUACUUUUCCAAUAAACCAGGUAGGAAUAGUAAUAUUAUAUUUAGACGAGCAGCUCAUGGUUCUUGGAAAAACGUUCAUUAGACUGAUAUGUGAAUGUAUAUUUGUUUGGAAUAUUUGGCACCCAAUUUUAGAAGGUCAAUAAUCAUCAUUUUAAAGAAUGUACUAAUUAAUUAAUUAAAAGAUAUAAUCAAUUAAUUGCAUAGGGAUUUGAAUUUCCUAAGUUAUUUUACUUUGAUUAAUAGAAAGUCAAAGAAUAUUAUAAAUAGUCCAAAGACAAUCUUUUGACUUAGGCAUCACCUCAUGAGAAAAAUGAAAAUGACCCAAACGAUUUUUAUUGCAUCAAAUAAAAAUUGGAUAAAAAUCAAUUUGUUAUAGGAGACUUAUAGAUAAUUAGAAACUCAGUUCUUUGUAAGAAAUUCAAAUUAUAUUAAGCACUUCAAAAUUGCAAUUUAAAUCUAAAUUAACAAAAGUUCUUAAAGAAUUUUGAGACGGCCUAUCAAGAGUAUGAGAAAACCAAAAGAUAUGAUGAAUUCAUCAUCACAAUACAAUCUAUGUAAAUUUCAUUUAAAUUAAAGUUGCCUAGAAUUCGAUGAUGAGACGGAAGACAAGUCAGCAAUUUUUGAUACUUUUUAAGUGAGAUGUCAAUCUAAUUUUACAGGUUUUUGUCCUUCUAAACACAAAGUUGGAGGCUAUUCUACUGAUAAAAUUAGUUAAUUCCACUCUAAUAACACUCUAAUAGUAUGAUUAAAUUGUUUAUUUAGUCGAAAAACUCCACUCCCAACGAAAAAUAAAAAUAAUUAGAAUUUUUGAAUGAGAAAAACAGGAGGAUUGAGCAACUAUUAAUAGAAAAUUCGAUAUUUGCCAAGUAGAUUCAAUUCUUUCAAGAGUAAAUCAAUAAUCUCAAACAAAAUACUGAACCGAUUGAUGGGUGAUUAAGAAUUUUUAGUUUCAAG